Messenger RNA from Sus scrofa (pig), 5407 nucleotides. RefSeq names its product ETS proto-oncogene 1, transcription factor (gene ETS1). Gene Ontology annotation, molecular function: sequence-specific DNA binding; DNA-binding transcription factor activity, RNA polymerase II-specific. The record is from RefSeq and is a predicted model, not a curated record. NCBI's taxonomy places the organism in Eukaryota, Metazoa, Chordata, Mammalia, Artiodactyla, Suidae. Gene Ontology annotation, biological process: cell differentiation; regulation of transcription by RNA polymerase II. Gene Ontology annotation, cellular component: nucleus.
ACCCUGGGCCGGGGCUUGGCGCCGCAAGCAACGCCCCAAAGAGGAGGGGAGAGCGCGCGGGCGAGGAAGGGAGACGGCUCGGUAGCGAGGGCGAGGGCGAGCGCAGGCGGCUGCCCGCCUAGAGGAGGGAGCCGGGCGAGGGCGAGGAGGGAGCCGGCGGGGCGCAGGCGAGGCGGGGACCGGGCGCGCGCACUUUUCCCGCAAAGUGCCAACUACCCGGGAGAGAGUUCCGGGCGCUCAUCUCUGGGCGCGGGGGAAAGUCAGCAGUCAGCGGGAAUUUGAGAUUUUAGGAAAGAAAGUCCGAUCUCCCGGUCCCCUUUCCCUUGUUACCGAUCCCUAUUAAAAAGAAAAACAACAGGAAUAACAGCAAACUUGCUCUAGUCUUGUCUGUACCCCACUCCUGGCACCAUGAAGGCGGCCGUCGAUCUCAAACCGACACUCACAAUCAUCAAGACGGAAAAAGUGGAUCUGGAGCUUUUCCCCUCCCCCGAUAUGGAAUGUGCAGAUGUCCCACUCCUAACUCCAAGCAGCAAAGAAAUGAUGUCUCAAGCCUUGAAAGCUACAUUCAGUGGUUUUUCUAAAGAGCAGCAACGCCUGGGAAUCCCAAAAGAUCCCCGGCAGUGGACAGAGACCCAUGUUCGGGACUGGGUGAUGUGGGCUGUCAAUGAGUUCAGCCUGAAAGGUGUGGAUUUCCAGAAGUUCUGUAUGAACGGAGCAGCCCUCUGUGCGCUGGGGAAAGACUGCUUUCUCGAGCUGGCUCCAGACUUCGUUGGAGACAUCUUGUGGGAGCAUCUGGAGAUCCUGCAAAAAGAGGAUGUGAAGCCAUAUCAAGUUAAUGGAGUCAACCCCACCUACCCGGAGUCCCGCUAUACCUCGGAUUACUUCAUUAGCUAUGGUAUUGAGCAUGCCCAGUGCGUCCCUCCUUCGGAGUUCUCCGAGCCCAGCUUCAUCACCGAGUCCUACCAGACCCUCCAUCCCAUCAGCUCGGAGGAGCUCCUGUCCCUCAAGUAUGAGAACGACUACCCCCCGGUCAUCCUCCGGGACCCUCUGCAGACGGACCCCUUGCAGACCGACUACUUUGCCAUCAAACAAGAAGUUGUGACCCCCGACAACAUGUGCAUGGGGAGGACCAGUCGUGGGAAGCUCGGGGGCCAGGACUCCUUUGAGAGCAUAGAGAGCUACGACAGCUGUGACCGCCUCACCCAGUCCUGGAGCAGCCAGUCGUCCUUCAACAGCCUGCAGCGCGUCCCCUCCUACGACAGCUUCGACUCGGAGGACUACCCAGCCGCCCUGCCCAACCACAAGCCCAAGGGCACCUUCAAGGACUAUGUGCGUGACCGCGCUGACCUCAACAAGGACAAGCCUGUCAUCCCUGCCGCAGCCCUGGCUGGCUACACAGAUAAACUAGAGCCUGUCCACCGUCACACAGUAACCAAAUCCGCGGACCGCACCCAGAACCUGGGAGUUCUGCCUGGCAGCGGACCGAUCCAGCUGUGGCAGUUUCUUCUGGAAUUACUCACUGAUAAAUCCUGUCAGUCUUUUAUCAGCUGGACAGGAGAUGGCUGGGAAUUCAAGCUUUCUGACCCAGAUGAGGUGGCCAGGAGAUGGGGAAAAAGGAAAAACAAACCUAAGAUGAAUUAUGAGAAACUGAGCCGUGGCCUUCGCUAUUAUUAUGACAAAAACAUCAUCCACAAGACGGCGGGUAAACGCUACGUGUACCGCUUUGUGUGCGACCUGCAGAGCCUCCUGGGCUACACGCCCGAGGAGCUCCAUGCCAUGCUGGACGUCAAGCCCGAUGCCGAUGAGUGAUGGACACCCUGGGGCUGGGCAAACUCUCCUGAGGCAUUUUAAAGAACAACCACGUCGGUCGGACUCUUAAUUUUUAAUUGUUAUUCUAUUUUUAAUUUUCCAGAGCUCGUUUUUUUUACAUUCAGGGGUGGGAGCUAAGUGAGCUGCAGCUAUAAUCAAUUGUGCGCUGUCGGAAGAGGAGGGCCAGGACUCGUGGGGCGGGCGGGACAAGAAAUUCUUGAGCAAGAAGGGCCUUCUUAGAAGCUUGAAGAAUCUGGCUUAAGGGAGGAAGAGACAAAUGUGUCCCAUCAUUUAAAAAAAAAAAUAUUCCAUGAAAAAAGAAAAGUGUUUUGAGUCAUGGACCUAUUAGCAAAAGAAAUCGAUGCACCAGGGGCUAGGAGACUAAUAAAAGGCAAUUCGUUUGCUUUUGUUUUCAGGUCUGGGAGGGCAAAAAAGUGGGAGGUGGGAUCAAAUCUUUUGUUUGGGGGAUGCACUAAAAACCAAGGACUAUUUACCUUUUAUUCUCUUUCGAAACAAAGAUGGACUUCCAUGUAGUGGGGCCAAAACUGUUUUCGUGUUAAAAUUUAUUCAAUUAAAUUUUGUGCCAGUAUUUUUUUUUUUUUUCCUUAAAAAUCGUCUUAAGCUCUAAGGUGGUCUCAGUGUUGCGGUAUAUCAUGCAAGUUUGUUUUUAUUUGCCGGUUGAGGAUUCUGUCACCGUGAAAGGAAACUGUUUAUAUAGACCCCACUGGAAAGGCAAAGUGCUGUCACUGAGAUGGGGGACCCCAAAUUCGUGUGACUGAUAUAUGAAGGAAAAAUAAUGCUGAUUUGGGUGCAAGGAAACUGUGCAUGGGAAUUUCACCUAUAAUUUUAAACAAUUAUGAUCACACCCCUCUACUUACUUGUCAUUCGUAGAUCCUCGGGGCUUGGACGUAACGUUGGGCUAAGAAGCAUUAAGUCUUGGAACUGAAUGUAUUUUUUGGACCACACCUGGUUUGGGACCAUAGUAAAUGUAGGAGCACUGUAGAAGUCAUGGAAGGGGGAUUGAUGGGGAAUGAUGGACCUGGUUCUGGACUGGUUUUGUACCUGUAACAAACAUGACUUGGAAUAAAAAUCUGUAUGCAUAGGCAUUACCCCUCAGGUAUUAUGAAAUAAGUCCUGAAUGCAUGUCAUUCCAAACUAACACUCUGUCCUUUCUUUUUUAUGUCUUAUUUUUUUCCCCCAGCAUCUCACAUGUAUUGCUUCCCCUACUCUGUUAUUUAGUAGAGAGAAAUGUACAGCUUUCUGAUGGGUGAGUGAAAGAGUAACUGCAGACAUGACAUGAGUUGGAGCAGAUCUGAUAGAGCCAUUGAGAUGUCCUGGGUUUUAGAAGCAAUGGAAAUUAAGGGAGCAUAGGAAUAAAAUGUGGCUCGGCUGUCUUGGGGGAGAAGUGCGAGGCUUUCCUUCGAGGAGUUUAAGGCAGCUGAGUCGGAUGUCAGGUGAGACUGGGUGCGUGGGCAGCGUGCAUAGCGCAGAUGCCAUUAGGGCCCUGUGCUUGGAUCUGCUAUCCUGGCACAGGGUGAGGGAAGGUUAGUAAUUGCAGAGCAAGGAAGACCAGACUUGAAGGCAGAGGAAAUAGAAGGAAAGGAGCUUAAGGGAAGGAAUAAGGUGGUGCACGAGAUUCAAAUUUCUUUUUAGUUCCCCCAGAGUUGAACUAUACACAUGGUCAACAGAGGCAGUUGUGAAUAUUAAUCUGAAUAUGGGGUUCAGGGAGGGGGGGGACCAACAUCAAACUACUGAGGAAAACUGCCUGGUACAAUUAGAAUCACCCCCAUACCGUACAGGUGCCCGAUGACAAGGAGGACAUCAGAGGGAUGGCUUUUUGGGCUUCAUUGAGCGAGGUGAAGACACAUUUAGGACGAGCUUCUCAGGGCUGGCCCUUCUUGGGCCCCGGCUGAGAAACUGGAAGUACUAACUACCUUCUAGCAUCUUCAAGAAAGUGGAUUGUUUACUCCUCUUGCAGACCCUGAAUGAUCAGGAACUUAGCUCUGUGAUUCAUGCGUUUCCUCCUGCCGAUAUUAUCGGAGCAUCCACUUGGAAAGCAAAGGCAGAAUUUCGCCCAGCUGUGUAUUUUGAUCUUCUUCCGGAUGCAGGUGCCUUAAUGAAGCUCUCGAAAUAUUUUAGGAGCUGCUCAGGGAGUGUUAGGCAGAACUGUUUGGACUACAUUGUUUUCUCUUAGAUUAUGUGAUCUUUGUAGGGCACUGGCAAAGACGUGUGCGUGCGUGCGUGUGCGUGUGUGUGGGUGUGUGUGUGUGGUGCGUGUGUUUGCAGACAUGCAGACCUGCAGCUGAGCUAAUCCCGGGGUUUUCUUGUGAAGUCUUUCCACAUUUCAGUCAUGGCUGAGAGUAGACCCAAAGCCAAGCAUCGGUCAUUGCUUGCUGUUUGCCAUCAGGCAUAAAAUCACUUUCUCAACUCAUCAACCUUUCCUUUUAAAUUUAUGCUGAGAACUCCCCGUGUCUGAAUGUAUCUAACUCCUGCAGUAAUCCCAUAGCAGAUAAGAUGUAAGCAAGUACCGCCUCGUGCUCUUUCAGCCGCCUGUUUGCUAAGAUGCCCUUUCUCUCUCUGUCCACCGUUUUCAGUCUUUGUAGACAGCAGAUUAAUUCAGACAGCUUUGUUGAUCUGGCCAGAUGCUUGUUCUCUUUCUGUCCGAAGGCCAGAGACCAUCCCAGGAAGAGUGGUGGGUGGCUUAUACACUGGAAAUGUAGCAGAAUUGUUGGAUUGAUGCUUUGAAAAAACACAUGUGAGCUUCAGAGGAAGGAUGGGCAAAUCUGGUUGAGCUGGUGAAACUCACUUUCCUGGAGAUGCCUUAACCCACGUUGGUUUGGGCGGUGCGGUUCAGAGGUCACUUUUGUUCCCUCCUGCCUUGCCGGGAGGGACGUCCCUACACAGAGCCCUGGCUUUGUGGCUGUGGGGAUUCGAGGUAGCAUUCCAAGAUCAGAUAUGCUUUUCCUCACUUUGGAGACGAACACUCUGGGUUUUAGAGCAUUAACCUGCCUAAUCUUCAUGGUGAAAAUGACACCUCUAUUCUAGUCAUGCUGUGCAUGUUGCUUUCUCUGUUGGGGUCUAUAUAAAUGUGUUGAACUCUUACCUACAUUCCAAAGAAGUUUUGCGGAACCAUAAAUAUAUGUAUGCAUAUACAUAUAUAAAAUAUAUAUAUUAAAAUGAAAUUAUCAGGAAUACUGCCUCAGUUAUUGAACUUUUUUUAGAAUACUUUUUUUUAAGCUGAGAAGUAUAGGGGUGAAAGAGAUGUUAUAUUGUGUUUGACUAUUUUCCAACUUGUAUUUUCAUAUAAUUUAUAUUUUUUAAAAGCUGAAAAUUUAAACGCAAGAUGAAAAAAGGAAAAGCAGGUGCUUUUUAAAAAUCAGAACUGAGGUAGCUUAGAGAUGUAGCGAUAUAAGUGUCUAUGUGUUGUUUUUUUUUUUUAAAUGCAAAAACAUUUCUUAUGGGGGAGUUUUUUUGUUUGUUUAUUUUAGUAGCUGAUGCUGGCACAUCAUUUUGCUGGAGAGUUUUUUAUAUACUGUAGCCUGAUUUCAUAUUGUAUUUUAAACUGUGUGAGAUUAAAAGCAAAGAAAUUCAUUCAUAA